CCAGGAGCUGGCAGGGGGAGGUGGGAAGUCUGCUGCCUUUUACACAGCUUUGUCAAGAGCGGCUCAUCCGAAGGCACAGAUCGAGAGAGAGUGUGAGAGAGAGAGAGCGCCAUCACAGACUGGAUUUACUCUCAAACAGACUUUUCCAAAGCACACACAAAGAGGGAGAUUGACGAUCCUUGAAGGCCUGUGUGCCUUGAGUGACGACACGUGACGUGACAGACUCACAGGAGGAACCAUGGAUGGCAACGUGGACAUGAGGUCGGAACUGGAGGAGAUGCAGCGUUGUGCUGACCAGAUCACAGAUGAGUCUCUGGAAAGCACCCGUCGAAUGCUGCAACUGGUGGAAGAGAGCAAAGAUGCUGGGAUCAGGACUCUGGUCAUGCUGGAUGAACAAGGAGAACAACUUGAUCGUGUUGAGGAGGGCAUGGACCAGAUCAACCAAGACAUGAAGGAGGCAGAGAAAAAUUUAUCAGACAUGGCAAAGUGCUGUGGCCUUUGCGUCUGUCCCUGCGCCAAGUUAAAGAGCUUUGAGGCAGGAGGUGCCUACAAGAAGGUGUGGGGGAAUAACCAGGACGGUGUGGUGGCCAGCCAGCCUGCCCGGGUGAUGGACGAUCGGGAACAGAUGGCUAUGAGCGGCGGAUACAUCCGAAGAGUUACUGAGGACGCUCGGGAAAAUGAGAUGGAGGAAAACCUGGAUCAGGUGGGAAGCAUCAUCGGAAACUUGCGACACAUGGCUCUUGACAUGGGCAACGAGAUCAGCUCCCAGAAUGCCCAGAUUGACCGGAUUGUGACCAAGGGGGAUAUGAACAAAGCUCGUAUUGAUGAAGCCAACAAACAUGCCAACAAGAUGCUGGAGAGUGGCUGAAGGAAAGGAAUCCAUUCAGCCAGCCCACUCGCACUGCCAGAUUCCCCAUCCCAUUCUCCACUGCAGCAUCUGAAAGGUCCUGGAGGGGCAACUCCCCCUGUGCUGUGAUAGGAAACCACAAGGUUCAAUAUCUUUGUGUACAUUUUAAUUUAUUUUGUAAUUUUUUUCAGUGUAACAAAUUGUUCCAUUUGUGGAAAGUGUAUCUUUUUAAAUGUGAGUUUGUAUUAAUGC
Molecule: messenger RNA, 1099 nt
Organism: Hemiscyllium ocellatum (epaulette shark)
Lineage: Eukaryota; Metazoa; Chordata; Chondrichthyes; Orectolobiformes; Hemiscylliidae
Product: synaptosomal-associated protein 25-like
Exons: 8
Coding region: 239-868 (209 amino acids)
Biological process (GO): synaptic vesicle fusion to presynaptic active zone membrane; synaptic vesicle priming; exocytosis
Cellular component (GO): SNARE complex; plasma membrane
Molecular function (GO): SNAP receptor activity; syntaxin-1 binding; voltage-gated potassium channel activity
Source: RefSeq, a predicted model, not a curated record